AUUGCUAAUAAAAGUUGUUUCUGGUCAUUGUGGUUGUUCUUUUUAAGUUGUAAACAUAGCUUUGGGAUACGUUCUUGUGCUGCGUGGUAUGUUUUUUAAAUCAACGUUUGAAUUAUUGUGGCUACCUGACGGUUUAUUUUGAAAGUGCCCUUACAGGAAGUGUUUGUCUUUAUUUGCGGAAGGGAAAAUCAAAGGUCAUCUGGAAAGGCGACGUUUAUUUAGCUCCUUAGCUAAAUAAAUACAACCGUUUGCCCAAAUUGCUCGCGCUCGAUUGACAGUAAAUCUGGUAUACAAUGUGGUAUGAGAUUCUCCCCUGCCUUGGCCUCGUAUAUGGAUGUCUUACGUUACCAGGACACGCCACUAGGCUAAUCCAUUGGUUCACUUACGAUGGAAAGGAAAAAAGAAACCUUCGGAGGAAGUGGCUGUGGUACCUGAUGGAUAGAGACACGCGAGUGUCAAAAACAGGCAUUUAUUAUGAGGCAAAGGGUCUGGAGAACAUCCACUGAGGACAAGCAAAAUUAAAGACAUGUUAAUAAAAAAUAUACCUAUCAAUCA
Cynoglossus semilaevis (tongue sole) is the source of this 555-nucleotide messenger RNA. RefSeq names its product NADH:ubiquinone oxidoreductase subunit A1 (gene ndufa1). The transcript has 3 exons. NCBI's taxonomy places the organism in Eukaryota, Metazoa, Chordata, Actinopteri, Pleuronectiformes, Cynoglossidae. Gene Ontology annotation, cellular component: respiratory chain complex I. The record is from RefSeq and is a predicted model, not a curated record. Bases 294 to 506 code for a protein of 70 amino acids.